CGGGCCAUCUCUGCAAUUUUACUUCAGAGCAACUCCAGCCCUCUCUACACGCAUCCGACGUUCCGAAGAAAAACACCCGACUCCGCCCCAUCUCCGUCUCCAACGCCCGCCGCCGUCGCCUCUGCAUCACACGCUCCCUCCCCUCCGUCCUCACCCACAGCCGCCGCCCCGGUCCCUGCAGCGCCUCCCCUCCCACGACCUCUCCAACGACGGCAAUCCCCAACCGCACAGGAAGGAGGAAGGAGAAAGGAGGAAGGAGGAAGAAGAAGGGGAGGAAGCCGAGGAGGGGAGGAGGAGGUGCGUCGGCCGUCGUCUUGUUCCGUUCCCGGCUGUCGUCUUCUCCACGUGCCCAUCCCGCGCCCACCGCCAGCCCCGCCCCGUCGUCCCGCUCCGGCCAGCGGCCGCGCUCGGCCGCCUGCCGGUGGAGGAGGAGCCCCGUCCUACCCCGGCGACCCUUGCCGGCCCCUUCCCCGUCGCGUCCCCGCUGUCGGUCCGGCUCGUGUCUUCGUCGCCGUGAAGCUGUGCUGCCAAAUCAGGAGCACCACCAGAUUGUAAGGGCUAGAAAACUACUAUUGGAGCACUCCAGUACUCAAUAAAACAAUAAAGUUCGAUGUGGACAGCACUACAACUAGGAUUCAUCUCGAUACAGCCCAACAGCUCAUUCACCAUUCCUCUCAACCAUUUCGCCGCUCUUCGAAUUCAGAAAAGGCGGCGGCGUCUCCACCUUCGCCGGAUUCCGCCACCGAUGGAUCCCGCAGCGCCAGGGAGGUUCGACAGGCUCCAGAGCUCCUUCAAGAUCUCCGUCCAGUGCCUCCUCACAGCCUGCUCCCGCGAGGUUGUCAAUGAGGCUUUCUCCUCAUUCACCGAUGCCGAGAAGGCGCGUCUGCACCUAAUGGUCACACUUGUGCUGAAGAAUAUGCAUGUCAACAUAAUGGAUGAGUUUAAUGACUUCUGCGAAGAAACACAGGUGGCUGCUGCCCUUGACAAGAUAGAUGACUUUGUUGAAGAGCAAAACCUGGACGCAUUAGCUUCAGAGAAAACUACUGUUGAAGAAAUCCAAGAAAAGGUAUCAAGAGCAAAGAAGGAUGAAGUUGAACAUUUGACUGGUUUACUAAAGAAGGUUGAAAAAAGCAAGAAUGCCAUGAAAGCUCGAAUUGAACUCCUGAAGAAAGGGGAGGAUUCAACUGCUGCAACAGAUGUCCUCAAUAAGUUGACGCGGUGGAACAGUGCACUCGUGUUGUGUCAUGACGAGCCACUGACGCUCUGCGCUCCUGAACAACAAUAGCCUUUGAAUCUUGUCAUGAUGAUUCAUUGGCGUCAAAGGACAUCUUUGUAUAGAUAGGAUGACAUGUGAAUACGUCAUUCAUGGAUCAGCCUGGAUGUUAUGUGAUGAUUAAGAAUUGCUUAUGCAUGUUAUGUAUCGUGCAAUAAACACAUUGUCUGUGCUUUGGAUAUAAUUCUUAGAACCAUGAAGUAAUCGCAACGUUCCUGCAGUGUUUUAUCUC
Molecule: messenger RNA, 1505 nt
Organism: Sorghum bicolor (sorghum)
Lineage: Eukaryota; Viridiplantae; Streptophyta; Magnoliopsida; Poales; Poaceae
Exons: 10
Coding region: 611-1285 (224 amino acids)
Biological process (GO): chromosome segregation
Cellular component (GO): MIS12/MIND type complex
Source: RefSeq, a predicted model, not a curated record